AUGGCUCCAUCACUGGAAACCAAUAACGGUGAAGCCAUGCAACUUAAACACGUUGAAGAAGACCAAGAUGGCAUCCUCUUUGCCAUGAACAUGAUGUCUUCUGUGGUGUACCCUCUUGCGGUUAAGACCGCGGUUGAGCUAGGGAUCUUUGACAUCUUGGGCAAAGCAGGUGAAAAUGCGAAGCUCUCAGCAGAAGAGAUUACAGAAAAAGUUGGCAUAAAGAAUCCAGAAGCACCAACUAAGGUGGAUCGGAUUCUGAGGCUUUUGGCUAGUCAAUCCAUGCUAUCUUCAUGUUUUGGUGAAGAUGGCCAAAAUUCUGGCAAGAGGCUCUACGGUCUCACCUAUGCAUCCAAGUAUUUUGUUGCUGAUGCUGAUGGUGUCUCAUUCGGAGCUACACUGAACUUGAUUCUCGACAAGGUCUUCAUGGAUACCUGGACUGAAGUGAAAGGAGCCAUCGUGGAAGGUGGUGUAGCAUUCAACAGGGUUCAUGGGAUGCACGCAUUUGAGUAUGCAGCAGUGGAUCCUAGGUUUAAUGAUGUUUUCAACAAAGCUAUGUUCAACGUUACCACCAUAGUCACCAAUAGGGUUCUUGAGUUCUACCAAGGUUUCAAGAACAUUCAAAGGCUUGUGGAUGUUGGUGGUGGUCUUGGGAUCAAUCUCAAGCUUAUCACUUCUAAAUAUCCCAAUGUUCAAGGUGUAAACUUUGACUUGCCACAUGUCAUAGAACAUGCCCCUACUUACCCCGGUGUUGAACAUGUAGCAGGAGAUAUGUUUGAGAGUGUUCCCAACGGAGACGCCAUUUUUAUGAAGUGGAUACUUCACGAUUGGAGUGAUGAAUACUGUUUGAAGUUGUUGAAGAAUUGCCAUAAAGCUCUUCCGAGUGAUGGAAAAGUGAUUGUUGUGGACUUGAUUCUUCCCGAUUUGCCGGAGAGUACAGUUACUGCCAGGAGUGGUUUCCAAGCUGACCUCUUGAUGAUGACUCAAAACCCAGGAGGGAAAGAGAGAACCCAAAAUGAGUUCAUGGAAUUGGCCUUAUCUUCUGGAUUCAGUGGCAUCACAUUCGUUUGUUGUGUCUCUGGCUUCUGGGUUAUGGAGUUUUUCAAGUAG
Sphenostylis stenocarpa is the source of this 1107-nucleotide messenger RNA. The record is from the annotation of a GenBank genome assembly. NCBI's taxonomy places the organism in Eukaryota, Viridiplantae, Streptophyta, Magnoliopsida, Fabales, Fabaceae.